AUGAACACAACUGUUGAUUACAAUGGUGUAAAAGGGUCUAUGCCAGUUGCAUCUCAUAUCGAUCAGAUCCCGGGAACUUCAAAGGGGCAUAAGCAAGUUGCAUCAAAGACGUUAACCCAAGAUAUGCAGGCUAAGCAGGGUUAUGAAACUUCCAUAAGACGUCGUAUUAAGGUACACAUGCAAGGGAUAGCAGUUGAUCGUGCUGUUGACUUGACUGCAUUGAAAGGAUAUGAUGAUCUCAGAAAUGAGCUGGAGAAAAUGUUUGAUAUCAAGGGAGAGCUUUAUUGUGGCGGUCAGUGGACUAUUGUUUUUAUUGAUGAUGAGGGUGAUAUGAUGCUUGUGGGAGACGAUCCUUGGGUGGAAUUUUGCAACAUGGUAAGAAAGAUCUACAUAUAUUCAAGUGAGGAGGUGAAAAAGAUGAGUUCAAGUUGCAAAUUACCUUCCUCAUCUUUGGAGGGUUAA
Hibiscus syriacus is the source of this 462-nucleotide messenger RNA. RefSeq names its product auxin response factor 9-like. Gene Ontology annotation, biological process: regulation of DNA-templated transcription; response to hormone. The record is from RefSeq and is a predicted model, not a curated record. Gene Ontology annotation, molecular function: protein binding; DNA binding. The transcript is spliced from 2 exons. Bases 1 to 462 code for a protein of 153 amino acids. Lineage: Eukaryota; Viridiplantae; Streptophyta; Magnoliopsida; Malvales; Malvaceae.